AUGAAUAACAAACGAAAAAAUCGACAAGGGCCGCCGAGGUCGCCGCGCGGCCGCGUGGUAGCCGAGGGCGUGUACAGCAACGCGCACUUCAUGCACGCGGCCACGUCCCACGUGGGCGACAUCGUGCAGGUGCUCACGCAGUCGGGCAGCCUCUGGGAGGGGGUCUUCAAGACCUUCAGCGCUCAGUUCGAGGUGGUGUUAGAGGUAGCUCAUCGCGUUGACCAGGAGGGCGUGGUGGCCGUCGAGUCCGUUGUGGAGAAGCUGAUAUUCAAGCCGCAGGACGUGGUCUCCAUCCGGGCCAAGGACUCCGACCUCGAGUACGCCACGCAUGAUGUGUUCCAGACCGACACAGCGAUCAGCAAGUUUAAUGGUAACGGGCGCAACGCCGAGGAGCGCCACCUAGAGCCGUGGGACGGGUGCGAGGCGGAGGCGGGCGACGCGCCCACGCUGAACGGCGACGCGCGCCUCGACGAGCUCGAGCUCGACCACCGCGCCAACGGCUGGGACGCGAACGACAUGUUCCGCAAGAACGAGGAGGUGUACGGCGUGCACAGCACCUACGACCACUCGCUGGCCGGCUACACGCUGCCGCUGCAGCGCAAGGACACGCAGGACUACAGAGAUGCAGAGGCUAAGGCAGAGGAAAUUGCAGCUGAGAUUGAGAGCACGCCUUCGUACAAGGCGCGCAUAGAGUUGGAGAAUGGGGAUGAAGAGGAGAGAUUCGCGGCCGUGGUCAGGCCCGGCGAAGGCAACGGCGCUGGCAAAUACGUCAUACCGAAUAAACGGAAGAACUUGCAGAGCGGUAAACUGGUAAAGCCGUCGCCGGGCAACGGAGGGGGCGCGUCACCGGGCGCCGGCAAGUCCGGCAACUUCCCCCACGGGCCGCACGGACCGCACGCACCGCAUGGACCGCACGGCCCGCAUGGUCCCCACGGACCGCACGGACCUCACGGCCCGCACGGUCCGCACGGGCCCCACGGCGGCCACGGGCCGCACGCGCCCCACGGGAACCACGGCCCGCCCAAGGACAAGGAGCACCGCCCGCCCCGCCACCACCUCACCCCGCCCUCCGAGCGGCGGCAGGAGGAGGCGCCUUCGAGCAACGGCGGGGCGGCAGGCGGCGCGAACAACGCCGGCGGCAAGAGCUAUGCGGCGCAGGCGGGCGGCGGGGGGGCGGCUGCCGCAGGGGGCUACCACGCCCCACCACCAUUCCCCCACCACGCCCAACCAUCAACCGGGAAGCUGAACGGUGACCCCAGGGCAGCCCCGCUCCCGAGGCAGGGCUUCCCGCCACAUCACCAUCAUCAGAGCCCGGCGGGCGAGAAUCGAGCGCGCACGCACGCGCCCGCGGAGCCGCGCGAGCGGCGCAACGACGAAGUGCAGGAGCUGCGCAAGUUUGGGCAGGAGUUCAAGCUGGUGUCGAGCGGUGCCCCGCUCCAGCAUCAGCACCAGCACCAGCAGCAGUCGCAGCACCAGCAGCAACCGCCGCACCAGCACCAGCACCAAGCACCGCAACAGCACCAAGCUCCGCAGCAGCAGCCGCAUCAACCGCACCAGCCGCCCGCCAAUCCCCAGCCGCCGCUGCCGCCGCCGGCGCCCAGCCCGCCCGAGGUGUCGGCCAACGCGGGCUCGCCCUCCGACCCGCCCAAGCGCGAGCGCCCGCCCAAGCAGCACUCGCCGCCCGCCGCCCACAAGGGCGCGGCGGAGGAGGGGCCGGCGGAGGAGCGAGGCGCUUCGCCCUGCGCGUCGCCCGCCAUGGAGCGCGCCGCCGCCACGCUCAAGAAGUCCACGCUCAACCCCAACGCCAAGGAGUUCAACCCCAGCGCCAAGCCCUUCACUCCGCGCAGCCCCACCACGCCCAACCCCAGCAGGCCGCACACGCCCGGCACGCCCGUGGGCCUGGGCGUGGGCGUGGGCAUGGGGCUGAGCGGCGUGGGCGUGGGCGUGGGCGUGGUGGGCGCCGGCGUCAGCUACGUGCCGGCGCCGCACCCGCCGCCGCCGCACAUGGUGGCAGCGGUGCCAGCGUACGCGAUGGUGGCAGCGGCGGCGGCCGCGGCCCAGCAGCCACCGGCCUACCUGCCACACCCUCACCCGAUGGAGAUGGCUUGCGAGUGCCGUCAGUUCGCGCCGCCCAUACUGGUCGUGCCGGACAAGAGGGACCGUCACGAAGCGGUGAGCUGGGACGGCCCUGGAACUUUCUGGAGCGUUCCAGAACGUUCUAGAAUGUUC
Iphiclides podalirius (scarce swallowtail) is the source of this 2229-nucleotide messenger RNA. Lineage: Eukaryota; Metazoa; Arthropoda; Insecta; Lepidoptera; Papilionidae. The record is from the annotation of a GenBank genome assembly.